Acanthamoeba castellanii str. Neff is the source of this 780-nucleotide messenger RNA. Its product is annotated as ankyrin repeat-containing protein. Gene Ontology annotation, molecular function: protein binding. Bases 1 to 780 code for a protein of 259 amino acids. The record is from RefSeq and is a predicted model, not a curated record. The transcript has 4 exons. NCBI's taxonomy places the organism in Eukaryota, Discosea, Longamoebia, Acanthamoebidae.
AUGGGCGGGCAGGAGUCGAGGUUGGUGCCGCUCGUCAGCCACCCGGCCAUGACCGACGAACAGGUCCUUAGCGCCAUCAUGGCCCAAUCGUGGACCUCCGACGACCUCAAUGGCUGUUGGGUCGAAGGGCGGUCCCCCCUCCACGCUGCAGUCGAGGCACGACGAGGAGGUGCGGUGGUGGCUGCGUUGGUGGACAAGGGAGCCGACGUGAACCGCACGUACUCGCGGCACUUGUUCGUCACCUCCAUCGCGUCUACUUUGUUGACAGCGGGAGCGAUCGUCUAUCUGACGACGUUGAUCUACGUGCUGGGCACGUUGACGACGGCCCUGCUCAUCUCCCACUCUGAGUGCCACUCGCUGUGGUGGCUCGCCUGGUUCGGCGUGUGGCUCGUCGCCCCGCUGAGCCGGCUAGGGCGGGACGGCGCCAACGGCGGCGCGCUGCUGCUCUACUGGGACCUGGCCAUCUUCGUGUCCUACUGGCUGCUCUACGCGCCCCUGUGGACCACGCUGGUUUGCGUGGUGAUCGCGGGCCUCAGCUCGUUCUACCUGCUGCUCUCCCUCACCGAGGCCGCCAGCGCUGGCGAGCUCUACUUCCGAAGUGAAGCUCAGGGGUGGACGCCACUCCACAUGGCGUGCUACUUUGGGGACGAGGCCGUGGUCCGCGUGCUGGUGUCCAAGCGGGCCAAUGCGCGGGCCACCGACCGAAAGAACCGACGGCCCAUCGACGUGGUGCCGCCCGACCGACAAGAGGCCAUCGCUCACGCCCUUGGGGCGUCCUAG